Molecule: messenger RNA, 24433 nt
Organism: Coregonus sp. 'balchen'
Lineage: Eukaryota; Metazoa; Chordata; Actinopteri; Salmoniformes; Salmonidae
Source: the annotation of a GenBank genome assembly
CGGAGACAGUGGGGCGCAGACGGACAAACAUACAGCUGCCGAUUUGGAGUUUUUACCAGUAAAGUAGACAUCUGAAUGCUGCAUAUACACGGACAACACUGCCAAAAUGCUCAUUAAAGAAUUGUAAGUAAAAAUGUUUGGAAAGAUAUGCUGUUUAGUUAACUUGUUACGCAGGAGAACGAUGGAUUCGUUGUCAUACACAGGCAAACAUUGGCAAAAUGUAUUGCGUGACAAUUCUCUUCUAUUCGUUUAUAGUAUUUUUUUUCUGUUAGUCUAGUAUAGUCUACUUACCAUUUGGGAAUUCGAAAAACACCUGUGCAAGUUGGUAUUAUCUGUGUUUUAUCAUUGCGUAAAAUGUAAAGUUUGUCAGUGGAGAGGCUAUUGACUGUGUCCUCACUGUAUGGACUGUAUGGAUGGACUCAUUGAAUGAAUUCAUCAAGUAAAAUAAUCAUUAACAUUGGCCAAAAUGGAAAUGUAUUGUCAGUCAAAAUUAUUUAAUUAUCUUAACUGACAAAGUGCCACUGUAACAUUGUAACCAUAACUUGAAUUCUAAUCAUCCCAUGCAUCAUCAGGCCUACUAAAACACAUAAAAGGGCGUGCCUUUAUCUAAAACUAAUCCAAAGUAUAAACUUGCAUGACAUGUCAUCUAACUCAUUGGUUACUAGAGCCAACAACUGCCAUUUCAACAUGACAGCCAGAUGCCCCAAACCUGCCUGUAUCAAUACUGUAUAGUUAGUACGGUGCCUGUCUGGGCUCCCAUUACACCUUGAUCUGUUAUACUGAAAUAUUCAGGGGUGCAUAGACUGGGAACAGGUGGUGAUUAUUGCCUAUUGUAGACUGACAGAGAACAUGGCCAAACCUAAUUGUUUUCUGACAAUAGACAUCUACACCGGGCUUCAAUUUCUUCCAUGACAAUAUUACAGCUAGCAUCAGUAGCACGUUCAGGCUUGCAAUGUUCAUAGUUGGUAGGUAGAGCUGGGUAGGUAUUGGCUACUUAUCGUAAUGAACGAAAUAAGCAAAAUGCCUGCGGUAAGUGAUCGGUAUCGAUAAUUUAGGCUAAACGUGUUUUGAUUAGCCUACUCUUAGCAGUUGCUAUCAGAGAAUUGUCAGUCAAACUAAUAAAUCGAGUGACAAAUUAGAUGAGCAAUAACAUUAGUCAUGAGCUGCAGGUGUACAGUGGGGAGAACAAGUAUUUGAUACACUGCCGAUUUUGCAGGUUUUCUUACUUACAAAGCAUGUAGAGGUCUGUAAUUUGUAUCAUAGGUACACUUCAACUGUGAGAGACGGAAUCUGAAACAAAACUCCAGAAAAUCACAUUGUAUGAUUUUUAAGUAAUUAAUUUGCAUUUUAUUGCAUGACAUAAGUAUUUGAUACAUCAGAAAAGCAGAACUUAAUAUUUGGUACAGAAACCUUUGUUUGCAAUUAGAGAUCAUACGUUUCCUGUAGGUCUUGACCAGGUUUGCACACACUGCAGCAGGGAUUUUGGCCCACACCUCCAUACAGACCUUCUCCAGAUCCUUCAGGUUUCGGGGCUGUCGCUGGGCAAUACGGACUUUCAGCUCCCUCCAAAGAUUUUCUAUUGGGUUCAGGUCUGGAGACUGGCUAGGCCACUCCAGGACCUUGAGAUGCUUCUUACGGAGCCACUCCUUAGUUGCCCUGGCUGUGUGUUUCGGGUCGUUGUCAUGCUGGAAGACCCAGCCACGACCCAUCUUCAAUGCUCUUACUGAGGGAAGGAGGUUGUUGGCCAAGAUCUCGCGAUACAUGGCCCCAUCCAUCCUCCCCUCAAUACGGCGCAGUCGUCCUGUCCCCUUUGCAGAAAAGCAUCCCCAAAGAAUGAUGUUUCCACCUCCAUGCUUCACGGUUGGGAUGGUGUUCUUGGGGUUGUACUCAUCCUUCUUCUUCCUCCAAACACGGCGAGUGAAGUUUAGACCAAAAAGCUAUAUUUUUGUCUCAUCAGACCACAUUACCUUCUCCCAUUCCUCCUCUGGAUCAUCCAGAUGGUCAUUGGCAAACUUCAGACGGGCCUGGACAUGCGCUGGCUUGAGCAGGGGGACCUUGCGUGUGCUGCAGGAUUUUAAUCCAUGACGGCGUAGUGUGUUACUAAUGGUUUUCUUUGAUACUGUGGUCCCAGCUCUCUUCAGGUCAUUGACCAGGUCCUGCCGUGUAGUUCUGGGCUGAUCCCUCACCUUCCUCAUGAUCGUUGAUGCCCCACGAGGUGAGAUCUUGCGUGGAGCCCCAGACCGAGGGUGACCGUCAUCUUGAACUUCUUCAAUUUUCUAAUUAUUGCGCCAACAGUUGUUGCCUUCUCACCAAGCUGCUUGCCUAUUGUCCUGUAGCCCAUCCCAGCCUUGUGCAGGUCUACAAUUUUAUCCCUGAUGUCCUUACACAGCUCUCUGGUCUUGGCCAUUGUGGAGAGGUUGGAGUCUGUUUGAUUGAGUGUGUGGACAGGUGUCUUUUAUACAGGUAACGAGUUCAAACAUGUGCAGUUAAUACAGGUAAUGAGUGGAGAAAAAAAAACUAACAGGUCUGUGAGAGCCGGAAUUCUUACUGGUUGGUAGGUGAUCAAAUACUUAUGUCAUGCAAUAAAAUGCUAAUUAAUUACUUAAAAAUAAUACAAUGUGAUUUUCUGGAUUUUUGUUUUAGAUUACAUCUCUCACAGUUGAAGUGUACCUAUGAUAAAAAUUACAGACCUCUACAUGCUUUGUGAGUAGGAAAAUCUGCAAAAUCGGCGGUGUAUCAAAUACUUGUUCUCCUCACUGUAGUUGGUGUUUAAAUGUGUUGUAAUUUGAUGUUGCUCUCUCUCUCUCUCUCUUCUAGUCGAGUCAUCCUCCCCAUAUCUGUGGAAGAAGUAAGUAGUGACUGAGUCAUUUCUAUGUGUUUUAAACUCUUGCUUCAUGUCACAAAUCAAGCUGAUUAAGCUACAUUCUCGUUUUCUGAUGCAACGGUUCAAAUUGAGCUCAACCAUUACCUAGCCCCAUGAACGUGCCGUAGACACCAGCGGAACAUUCAUGGGGCUAACCCAUUACCUAGCAUGCCUAUGCUCUUGAGGAAUCAGGGCAGUCUGUAUGUCAAGCAGUUAGUCUCCAUUGUGUUCCUCUAACCUUGAAGUUCCUGUUUGUACACACCUUUUUAUGAUAGCGUGUGGUGUGUGUGUGCGCAGGCGGUUGGCAUGGUUUUCAUUAUGUUCACAUUUGCAGCAUAUUAGUUGCAGUGGUUAGCCAGCUACAUACAGUCAGGUCAGACAUUGUCAGAAAGUAUUAGCCAUGUUAAUUAAAAAAGAGCACCUUAUUCCGACUGAAGCUUUGCAGUUUAAGUCAUUAGUUGUGGGUCGUUCCAUGUCAUUUCAGCAAGCCAUGACACCCAUCUCAGAUUGUUCUGAAAUCAUUUCUGUAAUUAGAAACAGAUAAGAUUAGCAUUCCUGCAACAUUAUUUUGUUGAAAUAUAAUUUGAUCUCUGAGAAAUGUAGCUAAUUGAUUGCACCCAAAUUGGCCAAUUUAAUUUAUAGGAUUCAAGAAAUGGUCAACAGCCACCCACAGAUCCCCCAAACCAAUCCCAACCCAGUAUCCGUUCUCAAUGUCUGACAAGUAGUAUGGAGCUGCGGCUCUGAGUAUUGUUUCUUCAUCCUAUGUAAUGUAUUCUCAGUGAAUUUGGUGAUAUUUUUUCCCCCUGUUCAGAGAAAUUAGUAAUUUAAGUUGUUAGGUUUAUGUCCCAUCCUACAUCCUGAUAUUACCAAGUUCUGACCACUAGAUGGUGCUGUGCCUGCUAUUAGGUGAAAAAAGUUUGAAGAACUUGUUAAAGAGAGAGUUCACCCAAAUUACAAAAUGGCAUGGGUUUCCUUACCCUGUAACCAGUUUAUUGACAAGGUAUGACAGCAAGGAAUGCUAAUCUUUAGUGCUGAGCAAUUAACCAAAAUGUUGGUUAUUUUUUGUUUUUUAAACAACUAAUUGACUGACGUCGGUUCAAUUAUUUGAAUUCCAUUUCAUUCUGUUUUUUUCCCUGUGAGCUCAAUGCACACAUUGCGCUGCAGUUUCUCUAGAGAUAAAUCAGAUCAUGCCCGAACUGUGCAAUGUAAUAGGGAGUUGUAGUUUCCAAAGGCCAAUGUUCUACAGAAAACGUGGUAAUUAACUACAAUGACCAUAAUCCAUUGCACGGCUACUUACUGUUUAUUUUACGACAGAAGAAUGUGCAAUCGAGGGGAUACAUGGAGAGCAGUUUCAUCGCGAGGUAUCUCUACCUGAAAAUACAUGAUAUAAGUGGUUGAUAGUUGGUAUUCAGCAGUCAUAAAAGUAUGCCUUAUUUACUUUGAAGAACUACUAAAAUAGUGAUUUUGUCAUGAGAUGAUAUGUUGGAAUGAAAUAAUAAAGUAAUCAAAUAAAACAAAUGUAAUAUACACAACUGAAAUAAUUUAUUAAAGUAAUGUGAAUAACUGAUGGUUAAUAAGUGAUAAGCAGUCAUGGGCAGUUGUAAAUGAGAACUUGUUCUCAACUGGCUUACCUGGUUAAAUAAAGGUGAAAUAAAAAAAUAGUUUUAUUCUGUGUUACAGCAUUCAACACUGGAGAGUGCAUAAAAAAUAAAAAAAAUAUCGAAGCAGAAAUCGAAAAUCAUGAUUUUUUGUAGAAUCUAAACGAAACCGAACUGACCUCAAAGAGCACUAAUUGCUCAGCACUACUAAUCUUAUCUGUUUCUAGCAACACAAACGAUUUCAGAACAAUCUGAGAUGGUGGGUGUCGACAUCCUAUUUCUUGUGCUUUUUGAGGUGGAAUGACCCUUGUAUGUUCCGACCAGAUUUCAUUUCAUCAGACAUAAUCUUGCAUUCCAUCUUGGCAACCAAAUUUAUCAGCAACAGUGCUGGUUCCUCCGUUCUCUCUCCUUCCUUCUCAGUCUCCCUCUCUUUCUCCAUUUGUUCGCAGAGUUAUAGUCACCAGCAUCAUCCCCCCCCCCCCCCCCUCUCUCUUUUUUAAAAAGCUGACUUUAAUCCGUCUCAAUUGUUUUCCCCCAAAUAAGAUCACGUAUCAAGGAUCAUAACCCUAUAUUCCAUUCAUAACCUUACAUAAGGGUGAUUCCUCAUGAAAUUAGAACAAACCAUGUUUUGGGGGAUUUUCACAAUUUUAUCCAUAGAAGGGUCCUUUUGGAGGAAGGAUUGUUGACAUUUAUAUCUUAUUGCAUAAUUAAUUGUUGGAAGAUUUGUGACCAAGGCCUCCUUUAAUUCUCCAUAAUGUUUCAUCUACAAAACAAAAGUUGGUGUCAUAUGAAGCUUUACCGCUUGCUCUUUAUUAUGAGUAGUACUUUUAUUUAAAUAUCACAUUUCUUAUAUAAAUGUAUGAAUAUAGAAAAAUAUAAACAUGAAUAUUGAAAAUAUACCAUUUAGGAUUUGGCAAAUGUUUCUAUAUAUUGUUUAACAUAAUAUACUAUACAUGCAUAUCAAAGUUCCAGAGUGGGAUCUCUGCUACUUUUACUUACAGUAUAAAAAUGGAUUCAAAAUGGUUGCCCUAUGCUAGUGAUUUGCAGGAUGUGCAAUGAUAUAAGUAAAAGGAGGGCUUGGAUUGGUUAAAUUGCCUACUAUGCCAAUUUCUCUGUAUGAAGUGGGCCAUAACUUUAAAACUUCCUCAGCCAGCCUUCGUCGGCCAGCCUAAGGAAGAUAGCAAGAUGAGUCACACACACUUAGGGAGAUGAUAGGUGAAACACUGGUUUUACACAUGUUGUCACAUUCCUAAUCACCCACUCGCACAUGAGAUGGAGCCACCAAAAUACCUAUUUGGUAGAGGAUGUGAUUUUACCCCCUCUUCCUCCAAACAGAGCUGUUUCACCUGUUAAAAGCAUCUAAUUUUGGGAUGACGUAUCAAAUCAGCCCGGUACGAACUAACAACCAUACACACUGCACUUAAAACGGCACCACUGGCGCACUAAUGCCCUGUAAUUGGAGGGCUAAUCUGUGAUUUUAAAUGUCAAUUGGUUGUUGGUUGCUGAGUAGUGUCUGUGCAGCAAGCGAGUCACCAGUUCCCUGUGAGUCAUUAGCUCCCUUACACACAUUGGGCGUGUUCCAGGACAACUUUAUUGCAGUCACGCUGCACACAGCAACCAAUGGUUGCGUGUCACAUCAUCGACUGCUGCUGGGUGGCUCAAGGCCUGUGCUGGCUGGGUGCUGGUGGAUGGACGGUGUGCUGCCUAGGCUGGGACAGCAGAGUUGGAGACAGUAAUCCACCUGUCUAAGGACUUUGACAGAGCUCUACACCCUCACAUCACUGGCGAGCAGCCAACGAGGGAAUUGUUGGCAGUGAGACUGCCAGAGAAAAAGAAAAACAAAUGCCAAAGAGGGCUAUUACAGUACGUUCCUUAUGCUUGCUGACAGUCCUGUUAACCUGUUAAGCUGAAGUCAGUGUCUGUCUGGGCUAAAUGCACAAGGAACGCCCAGUGGUGGAAACAGAAAACUGUCCCUGUCCAGGUGAUCUGAGGAGUGCAUGGUCAGGGAUUUGUAUGUGGGGAACUGAGUUAAUACAAUCCCCCUUGUUCAUGAAUUAAUUUCCCCCACAUUUGUGCCCACUGAAGUGGUUGCAGCUGUCUGUUAAUGCAACUGGUGAACAAUGGGUAACUGUAGCUCACUCCUGUCUUCCUCUUCACAGUACCAAGUGGGGCAGCUGUACUCUGUGGCUGAGACCAGUAAGAAUGAGACGGGUGGAGGAGAAGGGGUGGAGGUGCUAAAGAAUGAACCCUAUGAGAAGGAUGGAGAGAAGGGCCAGUACACCCACAAGAUAUAUCACCUGCACAGGUACGAUUGGUCCAUCCAUCUAUUUAUCCAUCCAUCUACCCAGUUACUCCCAUCCAUCCACCCACCCACCCACACCACCCACUCACCCAAUGGUACAGUAGAUACCCAUUGAUUCUUGAAGAAUGUAACUCAUAAAUCCGUCAUGAGCUUAGUUCAACUGUCAUACCCCAACAGAACCCAAAAUAUAAGCUUGUUUUAGUCCAUUGUUUGUAAACAAUAUAAUUUUAAACAAAUACUGUAUAGCCUCAAAACAUGGUUAAAACUAUAAUGGUCAGUCCUUGCAUCCAUAGUUACAGUGGGGAGAACAAGUAUUUGAUACACUGCCGAUUUUGCAGGUUUUCCUACUUACAAAGCAUGUAGAGGUCUGUCAUUUUUAUCAUAGGUACACUUCAACUGUGAGAGACGGAAUCUAAAACAAAACUCCAGAAAAUCACAUUGUAUGAUUUUUUUAGUAAUUAAUUUGCAUUUUAUUGCAUGACAUAAGUAUUUGAUACAUCAGAAAAGCAGAACUUAAUAUUUGGUACAGAAACCUUUGUUUGCAAUUACAGAGAUCAUACGUUUCCUGUAGGUCUUGACCAGGUUUGCACACACUGCAGCAGGGAUUUUGGCCCACUCCUCCAUACAGACCUUCUCCAGAUCCUUCAGGUUUCGGGGCUGUCGCUGGGCAAUACGGACUUUCAGCUCCCUCCAAAGAUGUUCUAUUGGGUUCAGGUCUGGAGACUGGCUAGGCCACUCCAGGACCUUGAGAUGCUUCUUACGGAGCCACUCCUUAGUUGCCCUGGCUGUGUGUUUUGGGUUGUUGUCAUGCUGGAAGACCCAGCCACGACCCAUCUUCAAUGCUCUUACUGAGGGAAGGAGGUUGUUGGCCAAGAUCUCGCAAUACAUGGCCCCAUCCAUCCUCCCCUCAAUACGGUGCAGUCGUCCUGUCCCCUUUGCAGAAAAGCAUCCCCAAAGAAUGAUGUUUCCACCUCCAUGCUUCACGGUUGGGAUGGUGUUCUUGGGGUUGUACUCAUCCUUCUUCUUCCUUCAAACACGGCGAGUGGAGUUUAGACCAAAAAGCUCUAUUUUUGUCUCAUCAGACCACAUGACCUUCUCCCAUUCCUCCUCUGGAUCAUCCAGAUGGUCAUUGGCAAACUUCAGACGGGCCUGGACAUGCGCUGGCUUGAGCAGGGGGACCUUGCGUGCGCUGCAGGAUUUUAAUCCAUGACUGCGUAGUGUGUUAUUAAUGGUUUUCUUUGAGACUGUGGUCCCAGCUCUCUUCAGGUCAUUGACCAGGUCCUGCCAUGUAGUUCUGGGCUGAUCCCUCACCUUCCUCAUGAUCAUUGAUGCCCCACGAGGUGAGAUCUUGCAUGGAGCCCCAGACCGAGGGUGAUUGACCGUCAUCUUGAACUUCUAACAUUUUCUAAUAAUUGCGCCAACAGUUGUUGCCUUCUCACCAAGCUGCUUGCCUAUUGUCCUGUAGCCCAUCCCAGCCUUGUGCAGGUCUACAAUCUUGUCCCUGAUGUCCUUACACAGCUCUCUGGUCUUGGCCAUUGUGGAGCGGUUGGAGUCUGUUUGAUUGAGUAUGUGGACAGGUGUCUUUUAUACAGGUAACGAGUUCAAACAGGUGCAGUUAAUACAGGUAAUGAGUGGAGAACAGGAGGGCUUCUUAAAGAAAAACUAACAGGUCUGUGAGAGCCGGAAUUCUUACUGGUUGGUAGGUGAUCAAAUACUUAUGUCAUGCAAUAAAAUGCAAAUUAAUUACUUAAAAAUCAUACAAUGUGAUUUUCUGGAUUUUUGUUUUAGAUUCCGUCUCUCACGGUUGAAGUGUACCUAUGAUAAAAAUGACAGACCUCUACAUGCUUUGUAAGUAGGAAAACCUGCAAAAUUGGCAGUGUAUCAAAUACUCCCCACUGUAUGUCUAUGAAUUUGAGAGUGGUUACAUUUCUCCAGCCGCAUCCCUCAGCUGUUUCCCAACAAAUUGGUGGGGUGUUCAUUUCGUUAUUAUUUGAAUUGCAGAUCUUUAAAAAAUGAAGAAAUUAUAAAAUAGUUUCACAACCUUGUUUGUAAGCUUUCAAAUUAUACUGAACAAAAAUAUAAAUGCAACAAUUUCAAAGAUUUUACUGAGUUACAGUUCAUAUAAGGAAAUCAGUCAAUUGAAAUAAAUUCAUUAGGCCCUAAUCUAUGGAUUUCACAUGACUGGGCAGGGGUGCAGCCAUGGGUGGGCAUGGGAGGGCAUAGGCUCACCCACUUGGCAGCCAGGCCCCCCCCCCCCCCCCCCCAGACGAUCCCACAGGUGAAGAAGCCGGAUGUGGAGGUCCUGGGCUGGCGUAGUUACAUGUGGUCUGGGGUUGUGAGGUCAGUUGAACGUACUGCCAAAUUCUCUAAAACUUUGUUGGAGACAGCUUAUGGUAGAGAAAUGAACAUUCAAUUCGCUGGCAACAGCUCUGGUGGACAUUCCUACAGUCAGCGUGCCAAUUGCACGCUCCCUCAAAACUUGAGACAUCUGUGGCAUUGUGUUGUGUGACAAAACUGCACAUUUUAGAGUGGCCUUUUAUUGUCCCCAGCACAAGGUGCACCUGUGUAAUGAUCAUGGUGUUUAAUCAGCUUCUUGAUAUGCCACACCUGUCAGGUGGAUGGAUUAUCUUGGCAAAGGAGAAAUGCUCACUAACAGGGAUAUAAACAAAUUUGUGCACAAUUUGAGAGAAAUACGAUUUCUGUGCGUGUGGAACAUUUCUGGGAUUUUUUUAUUUCAGCUCAUUAAACAUGGGACCAACACUUUACAUUGCGUUUAUAUUUUUGUUCAGUGUAUAUCAAAUUCAACCGUUUAUCUUUUUCAGUGAUGAAGAUACGGAUCUCUCAUGGUAUGGCGGGCUAUACAAAUAGGGUGAACUUUGAGCACCUCUAUCUCCUGAAUGUUUUGGCAUUUAGGGCCGAAAAGUCACUCUCUCACUACUUCUACCGUGGGCAAACGUGUGGAAAGUUUUGUUAAAUUGGGUGCGGUGGGUGUGGUCAAAGGGAUGUGGUCAAAAAGGGAUUGAAUUCAUAUGGAUCAACCUUAUGAUAAUAACUGUCUUACUUUCUCUCUGCAGUAAAGUGCCAAACUAUGUGCGCAUUCUGGCACCAUCAACUGCUCUUAACAUCCACGAGAAGGCCUGGAAUGCUUACCCCUACUGUCGGACCGGUAAGUCCCUUGCUCUUUGUUACCUACCCCUUCUGUAGAGAAAGAAGAUGUUGAAUAAUUAACUUGUGCAUACAUGCUAGCAGCCAGCACUGUGAGGACAUGCUAUUGGAAUCUAUGUCAUGUCUGGACCAAUAGCCAGACAUUGGGUAUUAAUAGUGUAUAAAGACACUUCUCAGUUCAGUUGGCAAGGAGUUAGCCAAUUUCAAACAAAUGUGAAACUAUUGAGAUAUUGUUUUGAAAACGUCUGUUCCCCUAAACAUUGUUUACUGUCUGUCUCCUCAUGUCUCUUCACCUGUUGCAGUUCUUACAGUAAGUACUGUUUUCUUCUAUACAUUUACAGUAUGUUACUGUUUACUUGCACACUAUUCAGCUGGUGAAAGAGGAGCUGGUAACCUUGCCUGUCAAAAGGAAAGGAGAGAAGCGCAGAGAAAGACCGACACUCGUUUCGCCAGGGUGAACGUGUGCAUAUGUGCCUCUUUCAGUUGUUAUUACCAGUACCACUGCUCUUAGCUGAUGUAUCCCUCAAGAUGUAAUCACUUACAGUCCAUAUAUUAGUGUCAGUUUCAGACCUGGGUUCAAAUACUAUUUGAAAUCUUUCCAAUACUUUGAACGUUUGCUCUAGCCUACCUAGACUGCCAGAUCAAAUCAAAUCAAAUGUUAUUUGUCACAUGCGCCGAAUACAACAGGUGUAGACCUUACCGUGAAAUGCUUACUUACAAGCCCUUAACCAACAAUGCAGUUCAAGAAAGAGUUCAAAAAUACAGUUACACAAUAAAAUAACGAGGCUAUAUACAGGGGGUACCGGUACCGAGUCAAUGUGCGGGGGUACAGGUUAGUCGUGGUAACUUGUACAUGUAGGUAGGGGUAAAGUGACUAUGCAUAGAUAAUAAACAGCGAGUAGCAGCAGCGUAAAAUCAAAGGGACGGGGGAGGUGGCAAUGUAAAUAGUCCGGGUGGUCAUUUGAAUAAUUGUUCAGCAGUCUUAUGGCUUGGGGGUAGAAGCUGUUAAGGAUCCUUUUGGUUCUAGACUUGGUGCUCUGGUACCGCUUGCCGUGCGGUAGCAGAGAGAACAGUCUAUGACUUGGGUGACUGGAGUCUUUGACAAUUUUUUGGGCCUUCCUCUGACACCGCCUAGUAUAUACAGUAUCUCACAAAAGUGAGUACACCCCUCACAUCUUUUCAUGUGACAACACAAUAAAUUACACUUUGCUACAAUGUAAAGUAGUGAGUGUACAGCUUGUAUAACAGUGUAAAUUUGCUGUCCCCUCAAAAUAACACAACACACAGCCAUUCAUGUCUAAACCGCUGGCAACAAAAGUGAGUAUACCCCUAAGUGAAAAUGUCCAAAUUGGGCCCAAAGUGUCAAUAUUUUGUGUGGCCACCAUCAUUUUCCAGCACUGCCUUAACCCUCUUGGGCAUGGAGUUCACCAGAGCUUCACAGCCACUGGAGUCCUCUUCCACUCCUCCAUGACUACAUCACGGAGCUGGUGGAUGUUAGAGACCUUGCACUCCUCCACCUUCCGUUUGAGGAUGCCCCACAGAUGCUCAAUAGGGUUUAGGUCUGGAGACAUGCUUGGCCAGUCCUUCACCUUUACCCUCAGCUUCUUUAGCAAGGCAAUGGUCAUCUUGGAGGUGUGUUUGGGGUCGUUAUCAUGUUGGAAUACUGCCCUGCGGCCCAGUCUCCGAAGGGAGGGGAUCAUGCUCUGCUUCAGUAUGUCACAGUACAUGUUGGCAUUCAUGGUUCCCUCAAUGAACUGUAGCUCCCCAGUUCCAGCAGCACUCAUGCAGCCCCAGACCAUGACACUCCCACCACCAUGCUUGACUAUAGGCAAGACACACUUGUCUUUGUACUCCUCACCUGGUUGCCGCCACACACGCUUGACACCAUCUGAACCAAAUAAGUUUAUCUUGGUCUCAUCAGACCACAGGACAUGGUUCCAGUAAUCCAUGUCCUUAGUCUGCUUGUCUUCAGCAAACUGUUUGCGGGCUUUCUUGUGCAUCAUCUUUAGAAGAGGCUUCCUUCUGGGACGACAGCCAUGCAGACCAAUUUGAUGCAGUGUGCAGCGUAUGGUCUGAGCACUGACAGGCUGACCCCCCCACCCCUUCAAUCUCUGCAGCAAUGCUGGAAGCACUCAUACGUCUAUUUCCCAAAGACAACCUCUGGAUAUGACGCUGAGCACGUGCACUCAACUUCUUUGGUUGACCAUGGCGAGGCCUGUUCUGAGUGGAACCUGUCCUGUUAAACCGCUGUAUGGUCUUGGCCACCGUGCUGCAGCUCAGUUUCAGGGUCUUGGCAAUCUUCUUAUAUCUUUAUGUAGAGCAACAAUUCUUUUUUUUCAGAUCCUCAGAGAGUUCUUUGCCAUGAGGUGCCAUGUUGAACUUCCAGUGACCAGUAUGAGGGAGUGUGAGAGCGAUGACACCAAAUUUAACACACCUGCUCCCCAUUCACACCUGAGACCUUGUAACACUAACGAGUCUACAUGACACCGGGGAGGGAAAAUGGCUAAAUGGGCUCAAUUUUGACAUUUUCACUUAGGGGUGUACUCACUUUUGUUGCCAGCUGUUUAGACAUUAAUGGCUGUGUGUUGAGUUAAUUUGAGGGGACAGCAAAUUUACACUGUUAUACAAGCUGUACACUCACUACUUUACAUUGUAGCAAAGUGUCAUUUCUUCAGUGUUGUCACAUGAAAAGAUAUACUCAAAUAUUUACAAAAAUGUGAGGGGUGUACUCACUUUGAGAUACUGUAGGUCCUGGAUGGCAGGAAGCUUGGCCACAGUAAUGUACUGGGCCGUACGCACUACCCUCUGUAGCGCCUUACGGUCAGAUGCCGAGCAGUUGCCAUAACAGGCAGUGAUACAACCGGUCAGGAUGCUCUCGAUGGUGCAGCUGUAUAACUUUUUGAGGAUCUGGGGACCCAUGCCAAAUCUUUUCAGUCUCCUUAGGGGGAAUAGCUUUUGUCGUGCCCUCUUCACGACUGUCUUGGUGUGUUUGGACCAUGAUAGAGCGUUGGUGAUGUGGACACCAAGGAACUUGAAGCUCUCAACCUGCUGCACUACAUCCCCGUCGAUGUUAAUGGGGGCCUGUUUGGCCCGCCUUUUCCUGUAGUCCACGAUCAGCUUCUUUGUCUUGCUCACAUUGAGGGAGAGGUUGUUGUCCUGGCACCACACUGCCAGGUCUCUGACCUCCUCCCUAUAGACUGUCUCAUAGUUGUCGGUGAUCAGUCCUACCACUGUUGUGUCAUCAGCAAACUUAAUGAUGGUGUUGGAGUCGUGUUUGGCCACGCAGUUGUGGGUGAACAGGGAGUACAGGAGGGGACUAAGCACGCACCCCUGAGGGGCCCCAGUGUUGAGGAUCAGCGUGGCAGAUGUGUUAUUGCCUACUCUUACCACCUGGGGGCGGCACGUCAGGAAGUCCUGGAUCCAGUUGCAGAGGGAGGUGUUUAGUCCCAGGGUCCUUAGCUUAGUGAUGAGCUUUGUGGGCACUAUGGUGUUGAACGCUGAGCUGUAGUCAAUGAACAGCAUUCUCACAUACAGUGGGGAGAACACGGCGCUUGUAACGCCAGGGUAGUGGGUUCGAUCCCCGGGACCACCCAUACACAAAAAUGUAUGCACACAUGACUGUAAGUCGCUUUGGAUAAAAGUGUCUGCUAAAUGGCAUAUUAUUAUUAUUAUUAUUAUUAUUAUUAACAAGUAUUUGAUACACUGCCGAUUUUGCAGGUUUUCCUACUUACAAAGCAUGUAGAGCAGGGGUGUCAAACUCAUUUUAGCUCAGGGGCCACAUGGAGGACAAUCUAUUCCCAAGUGGGCCGGACCGGAAAAAUCAUGGUAUAUAUAACUUAAAAACAACAACUUCAGAUUGUUUUCUUUGUUUUAAUACGAUCAACAUACAACAUAAAGCUGGAGCCUGAGGACAGUGUGUCCAAAAUAGUACAAGCACAACAUCACUAUUAAUCAUAAAACACGUCAAGUUUAUUAGAAAAUUCUAAAGAAAAAGAACACACAAACACAAUGCCUCAGUGAUUAACAGAACUGUUUCACAGAUCACAGAACUAUAUCAGGGUGUCAUUUCUCAGGCAGAAAUGUAGAUACAAAUAAUGAAAUCCUGUUCCCCAAACAAGUGCAAGAACCACAGAGUCAAGAAUAGGUUAAAUAUACAAAUAAAAUAAAAUCAAUUAAAAACAAUAGCACAUCAACAUAAAAACAUAUAAACAUAAAGCUGGAGCCUGAGGACAGUGUCCAAAAGCACAACAUCACUAUUAAUCAUAAAACACCUCAAGUUAUUUGAAGGUUCUGAGGACAAAGAACACACAAACACACAAUGCCUCAGUGAUUCACAGAAGUAUAUCACAGAUCACAGAACUAUAUCAGGGUGUCAUUUCUCAGGCAGAAAUGUAGAUAAAAAUAAUGAAAUCCUGUUCCCCAAACAAGUGCAAGAACCACAGAGUCAAGAAUAGGUUAAAUAUACAAAUAAAUAAAAUCAAUUAAAAACAAUAGCACAUCAACAUAAAAACAUAUAAACAUAAAUCUGAAAGCGUUGCUCAAACUCCCGUAACAGUCCCGUUAUUUUAUCUUUGAACCGCUUCAUGUCUGCCACAUGUUGGGUCGCGCACACAUUUUUCAGACAGGGGAAGUGAGCUGCAUCACCACCGACAAGUUGCGUCUCCCACAAUGACAGCUUCAACUUGAAAGAACGUAUGCUGUCAUAAUACUGCGUGACAACUUUGUUGCGCCCUUGCAGCUGUUUGUUCAAGUUAUUCAGGUGCUCUGUAACAUCCACCAUAAAUGCAAGGUCCUGCAUCCAUUCUGCGGAAUGAAAUUCUAACACUGGUUUGCCCUUUUCUUCCAUGAACUGUUCAAUUUCUUCUCGUAAAUCAAAGAAACGCCUCAGCACAGCACCUCGGCUUAACCAUCUUACCUCAGUGUGGUAUGGCAGGCCAUAGAUGUGGUCUUUCUCUCUGAGAAGGCUGUCAAACUGACGGUGAUUCAGGCUUCUGGAUCGGAUGAAAUUAACAGUUUGGAUGACCACCUUCAUGACGUUAUCCAUCUUUAAUGACUUGCAACACAAAGCCUCCUGGUGCAAAAUACAGUGAAAAGUCAAAAAAUCACGUCCUCCAUUUGCAGAUUGCACUUUCUCUCUGAACUUUGUCACAACGCCUGCUUUUUUCCCGAUCAUUGAGGGCGCACCAUCUGUAGCCAGGCUGACAGCGCGGGACCAGUCCACUCCGACCCUGUCCAGCGCGCCGACAAGUGCGGUAAAAAUAUCAGCUGCUGUCGUUGUAUCUGUCAUCGGCACCAACUCCACGAACUCCUCGGUGACGGUCAAUGUGUCAUCAACUCCGCGGAUGAAAAUGGCCAGUUGUGCAACAUCUGUAAUGUCCGUGCUUUCAUCAAUUGCAACCGAAAACAAAAUAAAUGACUUUACUUUUUGCUUCAACUUCAACGAUCGGAAAUCCUGUCUGCAACUGUGUUUCUUGUCAGGCUGAUAUUUGCAAAAGCCUGCCGCUUUUCAGGGCACACAAUCUCCGCUGCCUUCAUCAUGCAUGUUUUUACAAAUUCACCCUCACUAAAUGGUUUUGAAGCCACUGCGAUUUCAUUAGCAAUGAGGUAGCUAGCUUUCACUGCAGCGUCACUGAUGUCUCGGCUGUGAGUAAACACAGACUGCUGUUUCUUCAGACCCGCCAACAGUUCAUUCACCUUCUCUCAUCUCCGCUGUCCUUGAAAGUUGUCAUAUUUGUCGGCAUGAAGACUCACAUAGUGGCGAUGAAGGUUAUAUUCUUUCAGCACUGCAACAUGCUCUGAACACACCAAACAUACAGCUUUCCCAUUCAAUUCCGUGAAUAAAUAGGAUGACCAUUUUUCUUGGAACACUCUCUGCGUCCACUUUUCUCUUUUUUGACAGAGACAUAUUGGGGCAAUGAGGGUGCCAAAGCACAUAAUGUUAAAAGUAGAAGCCGUAAUAAAUAUCACGGGCAAAACAAAGUAGCUCAUUGGCUGCACGUGCUUGACCUACUUGCUCUGCCCCGGUAUAAACAGUUUGCUUGCUUAACACAAUUGCUAUUGCGCCAUCCAGUGGACGCAAUUGGAACAGCAGUUUAUUUUAUUGAAAAAUUGCAGCGCAUUUUUAUACUUUACAAAAAAAAUACAAUAAAAAAAAAGAUAUUUUUUUUCUCGAAAUCAUCUCGCGGGCCGGAUUAAACCCGUUUGCGGGCCUGGACGUUUGACACCCCUGAUGUAGAGGUCUGUAAUUUUUUAUCAUAGGUACACUUCAACUGUGAGAGACGGAAUCUAAAACAAAAAUCCAGAAAAUCACAUUGUAUUAUUUUUAAGUAAUUAAUUUGCAUUUUAUUGCAUGACAUAAGUAUUUGAUACAUCAGAAAAGCAGAACUUAAUAUUUGGUACAGAAACCUUUGUUUGCAAUUACAGAGAUCAUACGUUUCCUGUAGGUCUUGACCAGGUUUGCACACACUGCAGCAGGGAUUUUGGCCCUCUCCUCCAUACAGACCUUCUCCAGAUCCUUCAGGUUUCGGGGCUGUCGCUGGGCAAUACAGACUUUCAGCUCCCUCCAAAGAUUUUCUAUUGGGUUCAGGUCUGGAGACUGGCUAGGCCACUCCAGGACCUUGAGAUGCUUCUUACGGAGCCACUCCUUCGUUGUCCUGGCUGUGUGUUUCGGGUCGUUGUCAUGCUGGAAGACCCAGCCACGACCCAUCUUCAAUGCUCUUACUGAGGGAAGGAGGUUGUUGGCCAAGAUCUCGCAAUACAUGGCCCCAUCCAUCCUCCCCUCAAUACGGUGCAGUCGUCCUGUCCCCUUUGCAGAAAAGCAUCCCCAAAGAAUGAUGUUUUCACCUCCAUGCUUCACGGUUGGGAUGGUGUUCUUGGGGUUGUACUCAUCCUUCUUCUUCCUUCAAACACGGCGAGUGGAGUUUAGACCAAAAAGCUCUAUUUUUGUCUCAUCAGACCACAUGACCUUCUCCCAUUCCUCCUCUGGAUCAUCCAGAUGGUCAUUGGCAAACUUCAGACGGGCCUGGACAUGCGCUGGCUUGAGCAGGGGGACCUUGAGUGCGCUGCAGGAUUUUAAUCCAUGACGGAGUAGUGUGUUACUAAUGGUUUUCUUUGAGACUGUGGUCCCAGCUCUCUUCAGGUCAUUGACCAGGUCCUGCCAUGUAGUUCUGGGCUUAUCCCUCACCUUCCUCAUGAUCAUUGAUGCCCCACGAGGUGAGAUCUUGCAUGGAGCCCCAGACCAAGGGUGAUUGACCGUCAUCUUGAACUUCUUCAAUUUUCUAAUAAUUGCGCCAACAGUUGUUGCCUUCUCACCAAGCUGCUUGCCUAUUGUCCUGUAGCCCAUCCCAGCCUUGUGCAGGUCUACAAUUUCAUCCCUGAUGUCCUUACACAGCUCUCUUUUCUUGGCCAUUGUGGAGAGGUUGGAGUCUGUUUGAUUGAGUGUGUGGACAGGUGUCUUUUAUACAGGUAACGAGUUCAAACAGGUGCAGUUAAUACAUGUAAUGUGUGGAGAACAGGAGGGCUUCUUAAAAAAAACUAACAGGUCUGUGAGAGCCGGAAUUCUUACUGGUUGGUAGGUGAUCAAAUACUUAUGUCAUGCAAUAAAAUGCAAAUUAAUUACUUAAAAAUCAUACAAUGUGAUUUUCUGGAUUUUUGUUUUAGAUUCCGUCUCUCACAUUUGAAGUGUACCUAUGAUAAAAAUGACAGACCUCUACAUGCUUUGUAAGUAGGAAAACCUAUAAAAUUGGCAGUGUAUCAAAUACUUGUUCUCCCCACUGUAGGUGUUCCUUUUGUCCAGGUGGGAAAGGGCAGUGUGGAGUGCGAUUGAGAUUGCGUCAUCUGUGGAUCUGUUGGGGCGGUAUGCGAAUUGGAGUGGGUCUAGAGUUUCCGGGAUGAUGGUGUUGAUGUGAGCCAUGACCAGCCUUUCAAAGCACUUCAUGGCUACUGACAUGAGUGCUACAGGGCAGUAAUCAUUUAGGUAGGUUACCUUCGCCAGACUCGGUCAGGGAGAGGUUGAAAAUGUCAGUGAAGACACUUGCUAGUUGGUCUGUGCAUGCUUUGAGUACACGUCCUGGUAAUCCGUCUAGCCCCGCGGCUUUGUGAAUGUUGACCUGUUUAAAGGUCAUGUUCACAUCGGCUACCGAGAGCAUGAUCACACAGUCGUCCGGAACAGCUGGUGCUCUCAUGCAUAAUUCAGUGUUGCUUGCCUCGAAGCGAGCAUAAAAGGCAUUAAGCUCGUCUGGUAGGCUCGUGUCAGUGGGCAGCUUGCGGCUGGGUUUCCCUUUGUAGUCCGUAAUAGUUUGCAAGCCCUGCCACAUCCGACGAGCGUCAGAGCCGGUGUAGUAGGAUUCAAUCUUAGUCCUGUAUUGACGCUUUUCCUGUUUGAUGGUUCGUCUGAGGGCGUAGCGGGAUUUCUUAUAUGCGUCCGGAUUAGUGUCCUGCUCCUUGAAAGCGGUAGCUCUAGCCUUUAGCUCGGUGCGGAUGUUGCCUAUAAUCCAUGGCUUCUGGUUGGGAUAUGUACGUACGGUCACUGUCGGGACGACGUCGUCGAUGCACUUAUUGAUGAAGCCGGUGACUGAGGUGGUAUACUCCUCUAUGCCAUUAGAACAUAUUCCAGUCUGUGCUAGCAAAACAGUCCUGUAGCGUAGCAUCCGCGUCAUCUGAUGAUUUCCGUAUUGAGCGAGUCACUGGUACUUCCUGCUUUAGUUUUUGCUUGUAAGCAGGAAUCAGGAGGAUAGAAUUAUGGUCAGAUUUGCCAAAUGGAGAGUGAGGGAGAGCUUUGAAUGCGUCUCUGUGUGUGGAGUAAAGGUGGUCUAGAGUUUUUUUUUUCCUCUGGUUGCACAUGUGACAUGCUGGUGGAAAUUAGGUAAAACGGAUUUAAGUUUCCCUGCAUUAAAGUCCCCGUCCACUAGGAGCGCCACUUGUGGAUGAGAAUUUUCUUGUUUGCUUAUGGCCUUAUCCAGCUCGUUGAGUGUGGUCUUAGUACCAGCAUCGGUUUGUGGUGGUAAAUAGACGGCUACGAAUAAUAUAGAUGAGAACUCUAGAUAGUGUAGUCUACAGCUUAUCAUGAGGUACUCUACCUCAGGCGAGCAAUACCUCGAGACUUCUUUAACAUUAAACAUUGUGCACCAGCUGUUAUUUACAAAUAGACACACAACCCUGCCCCUCGUCUUACCAGACGUAGCUUCUCUGUCCUGCCGAUGCGCAGAAAACCCAGCCAGCUCUAUAUUAUCUGUGUCGUCGUUCAGCCGCGACUCGGUGAAACAUAAGAUAUUACAGUAGGAUAGUCUUAAUCGUAGAUCAUCCAUUUUAUUUUCCAAUGAUUGCAUGUUGGCCAAUAGUACGGAUGGUAGUGGAGGUUUACUCACUCGCCUACGAAUUGGGGUGUACAGGUUAGGGACUAUUCUAUUGAUUGAUUAAGCCAGGCAUGCUCAAUCAAGCACAGAUAAAGUAUUUGACAUGAUUUCAAAUAGUGUUUGAACCCAGUAUGUGUUGGUCACUUGAGAUUGAUUUCGUUGAUCUUAUUUAUUGCUCUUCCUCCCGCAGAAUGAAUACAUGAAGGACAAUUUUCUGAUUAAAAUUGAGACAUGGCACAAGCCCGACAUGGGGGAUCAGGCCAAUGUGAGUGAGCAGCUAAGUAAUGAGUCUGAAUGUAUACCAUUUCAACCAUGGACCACCAGCACAUCAAAUUCAGUUAGCAGAUUUCUUAUUUUACUGUAUCUAUCAGACUCCAAUCAGUCACUUCCAUUGACGUCAUUUGAGUGUCCGUCCACUGACUUUAUGAAAAGAUAUGGAAACCCUUCUCAUGUGUGCAUUUUUUGUCCUCAGACCUGCUUUGUUGGGUAUGACACUGAAUCAACAUUUACACAUAAUGUAUCAAGUGCUAUGUUAUUAGGGUUGGGAUCAAUUCAAAUUCAAUUUCCCUCGAAAUUGGAUUUAGAAUUGCAAUUUUAGUUUAUUUCCUGAAUUGAGUGGAUUCAAAUGUAAUUGGCCCCAACCCUGCAUGUUAUACUUGGUCUAUGUAGUGACUACUAGUGAGGCAUUCUUAGCUCUUGAAGUGGGUAACUUACUAUAAAUUAUUCCCUGCAUAGGUACAUGGACUAGACCCAGAGCAAUGGAAGAAGACUGAAGUAGUCUACAUUGACAUCGCUGACAAAACCCAAGUGGAUGCCAAGGUGAGAGCAGUGAUUGAUCAGUGUGAAUGUACUUACAACUUAUUAUUAGUAAUAAGCAUGCUUUAAACUCCUACUGUUCUAAACCUAGACACAGCAGGGUCGUAUUCUUAAGGCACCAAAUGGAAGAAAAUGGACUGAAACAGGGAGGGACUACCUGAACUUGUCCAAUAGAAAUUCCCUUACCGAGAAAGCAGGCUUCUGGCAAACAGUUGUGGCAUAUCUUUGGCCAAUUUGCUGCAAAUUUGCAGCCAGCUCAUAUUUUCAAUUCAAAUUAGUUUUGUGGCAAACUGUUGCGACAAAUUUGCAGCGACGUGUGAACUUCUGGAAAACAAUUCUGGGAAACUUGUGGCAAACAUUCUACUGUUUGCUGCAAAUUUGCUUCAAACUGAUUAUGAAUAUGCAAAUUAGAUCAGGUUUUUGGUUACUUUGUGUAUUAACAACAUUGAAAUGUAUCUAAAUAAACCAAACCAAAUCACAUAUACAUUUAAAUGAAUUUGCUUCUCACAGAGAACUAAAUAUACUAGUUGUACUACAGUGCCUUCAGAAAGUAUUCACACCCCUUGACUUUUUCCACAUUUUGUUAUUACAAAGUGGGAUUAAAAUUGAUUUAAUUGUCAUUGUCUUUGUCAACGAUCUACACAAAAGGUCUAGCAUUUGUAAAAAAAAAAAAUCAUUACAAAUAAAACCCUAAUACUGUAUAUCUUGAUUAGAUAAGUAUUCAAACCUCUGAGUCAAUACAUGUUAGAAUCACCUUUGGCUGUGAGUUGUUCUGGGUAAGCUAGCCAGUCAAUGGUGCUGACAGAUUUAAACUGAUCUAACUAGCUAGCAACAAAAUGUGUUUCACACUAUCCCAUAAAACAUGACAUUGCUUACCAGGCAUCAAUUAGCUUAGACAAUUUUCAAGUUUAUUAUGAAGUUUAAUAAGUUAAGACACUCACCGGACAACUUCGGUAGGUAGCUAGCUAGCUAGAUAGCUUGGUUUCCAUUUACCAACAGAUUUUUCUUCACCCUCUGACUGGUCGACAUGAACGGUUACUGGUCUUGGAACUCAAUGUGUUUACCAGAAACGGCUUCUGUCUGGUAAACUGUUUGCCACUAGAGGCAAUAAAUAUUAUUGUUGCCAAAGGUUUCCCGCUGAUUCAGCACUAGUAGCAAACAUUUACAAACUUCUGGCAACAUUUUGUGGGAAGUUUGCCCCAACAAAUUCUUUUUUGUAAGGGUUAACACUUGUUUUCAUUUUCAUUUGCAAAAUGUUCUACUACAUUUUGCUACGGUGUGCCCUAAUGAGUAAGACCCAGUUACCUGAACAGAAUUAAAUGGAACACUUAUCUUUGCAUUCUACUCAUCUGCUCACUCUGCUUCACACAGGACUAUAAGCCAGAAGAAGAUCCUGCCAUAUUCAAGUCAGAGAAGACCGGCAGGGGCCCCCUGGGGCCUAACUGGAAGGUAAAACAAAACCAAUAUUCCUCCAUUGUUGUCAUAUUUUUCACAUCAGCAAAUUUCACACGUACAGUUGAAGUCGGAAGUUUACAUACACUUAGGUUGGAGUCAUUAAAACUCAUUUUCAACCACUCCACAAAUUUCUUGUUAACAAACUAUAGUUUUGGCAAGAUGGUUAGGACAUCUACUUUGUGCAUGACACAAGUAAUUUUUCCAACAAUUGUUUAGACAGAUUAUUUCAGUGGGUCAGAAGUUUAAACAGCUUGGAAAAUUCCAGAAAAGGAUGUCAUGGCUUUAGAAGUUUCUGAUAGGCUAAUUGACAUCAUUUGAUUCAAUUGGAGGUGUACCUGUGGAUGUAUUUCAAGGCCUACCUUCAAACUCUCAGUGCCUCUUUGCUUGAUAUCAUGGGAAAAUCCAAAGAAAUCAGCCAAGACCUCAGAAAAAAAAUGGUAGACCUCCACAAGUCUGGUUCAUCCUUGGGAGCAAUUUCCAAACGCCUGAAGGUACCACGUUCAUCUGUACAAACAAUAGUACGCAAGUAUAAACACCAUGGGACCACGCAGCCGUCACACCGCUCAUGAAGGAGACGCGUUCUGUCUCCUAGAGAUGAACGUACUUUGGUGCGAAAAGGGCAAAUCAAUCCCAGAACAACAGCAAAGGACCUUGUGAAGAUGCUGGAGGAAACCGGUACAAAAUUAUCUAUAUCCACUGUAAAACGAGUCCUAUAUCAUAACCUGAAAGGCCGCUCAGCAAGGAAGAAGGCACUGCUCCAAAACCCGCCAUAAAAAAGCUAGACUACGGUUUGCAACUGCACAUGGGGACAAAGAUUGUACUUUUUGGAGAAAUGUCCUCUGGUCUGAUGAAACAAAAAUAGAACUGUUUGGCCAUAAUGACCAUCGUUAUGUUUGGAGGAAAAUGAGGGUUGCUUGCAAGCCGAAGAACACCAUCCCAACUGUGAAGCACGGGGGUGGCAGCAUCAUGCUGUGGGGGGGCUUUGCUGCAGGAGGGACUGGUGCACUUCACAAAAUAGAUGGCAUCAUGAGGAAGGAAACUGAUGUGGAUAUUUUGAAGCAACAUCUCAAGACAUCAGUCAGGAAGUUAAAGCUUGUUCGCAAAUGGGUCUUCCAAAUGGACAAUGACCCUAAGCAUACUUCCAAAGUUGUGGCAAAAUGGCUUAAGGACAAGUGUAUGUAAUAACUUUGUCUUUACCUCUGCAGAAAGAGCUUCCCAGCAACACAAACUCUCCUCACAUGUGUGCCUAUAAGUUAGUCACAGUCAAUUUCAAAUGGUGGGGAGUCCAGAACAAAAUUGAGAACUUCAUCCAGAAGGUACAGUAAGAGACUUGUCAAUUAUUCCAGUAUUUGCAUAAUAUUCUGUUAAGGUGCCUACAUGUCUGCGUGCCCAGCCCAUAUUUUACUCCAGUUCAAAUAUAAUGCCAGUACAGAGGCAAAGUCCAGUAUUUUCAUAUCGCCCACUGUAAAUGCAAAAAAUAACUCUGCCCUGAAACCGUGAAGAAGAAACUAGUAGACAGAGUUGGCUGAGAAAUAAGAUAUCCAAAGCUGUGCAGUCUCUCUGGGUGUGACUGAAGACUAGUUUACAGUAGACUAAAAAGUGUUUUCUGUCCUCUAGUGGACAGAUAGUGAUUUGCCAUAGAAAUGUUACUCCAAGUUGCACAUAAUAAAUGCUGAUAUUACUAAUAUUUUUUUCUAUGUAAUUGUUUUGUCUAAUUUCUUCCCGUCUUUGAUUUCCAGCAAGAGAAGCGAUUGUUUACAAAGUUCCAUAGACAACUGUUCUGUUUGAUUGAUAAAUGGAUCGGACUGACAAUGGAGGACAUUCGACGUAUCGAAGAGGAGACCCAAAAAGAGCUGGAUGAGGUAAUGUACUGUACAUUUGUUUGGUCUUUGGCAUCAAUUAACUCCGAAUGAGAUGUACUACUGUCUUAUCCGUUUUGUCAUUAGGCUACGGAAAUUUGCUAAAUGCUUUAUCCUACUUAUUGAUGUGUCUGUGUCUUUCUUUCAGAUGAGGGAGAAGGAUCCAGUCAAAGGGAGUUCUGCUUCAGAGGACUGAGGCUGUGCAGCUGUGACCGUUAGUACCGCUCCGUGAGUACCGCUCUGUCUGCGCGUUAGUGGGAAUUAUGAGACUGAGUUCAAGCAAUACUUCCUCUUAUUGUGCACAAGGAACCAAGAUUUGUCUUGUCUAUCUUGCAGAUUUGCAUUUGAUAGAAGACUAUAAUCAACUCUGUCACAGACAUCUUUCUCUCCUUCCACUUUUUCAGAUCUGUUACUGAGACACCAGCAUCUCUGCCCAGUCCCAGUCCUUGGGAAUUAUAUGGCUGUAUGCAGACCCCUAUAUUGUCCCGGCAAGCCAUGGAGAGGCCCCAGCAGCCAAGAGGUCCACAGCAACCUCACCUCUGGUGGCCAUCACAUUCCUAACUAAUUAUGUCACUUGUCACGUUUUUUUUAAAUGGAAAUUUUGUUUUGGAGUUGUAAUGAUAGUAUUUUCUAUUGUCUUUAAUUCCUCAUGUGUUUUGUGGACAAAGCUGAAUUUGUUGGUUACUCCUCCUGUCUUUCAAAAUACUAUAAUGUCUCUGUAUUUCCCUCUUGGUUACAGUACAUUUUUCUUGCCCGGGGCCAACCUGAAUCAGCAGGCUGAAAUCCAGUUGUAGUGUUAUGGCUUAGGGAUUUUUGGGGUAAGAAAUAUGAAACAAUGUACCUGGUCUCUCUUUGAAUAGAGAUCUGAGUAAAACAUGUUAUCCUGUACUGUAUUUUUCAGUAUUUAUUCACAGGUUAAUUUUCUCUGGAUUGCAUAACACUUUUGUGAUUUAAUGGUUUGAGCAACAUUUUGUUGUUCUGUACGACCUAUAUUAUUCAAUAUUAAAAAUAAUAUAUUUAUA